AGCAACUUUGUCAAUAUUCUAAAGGAGUCUAUUGGCUGUCUACCAAUUUAUCUUCCUGCUACCACUCUGGUCCCAAUUGGAACUCAAUCACUAGUUCACUCCGGUCAUCGAAGUGUAUUUAAACAACCCUGGCUGCUCAUUGGACAAUGCCUCCCCGAAGGAAACAAGACAGCGCUGCAGCCCCAGCGCCUGCACCCACCACAACUGGUAGGGCUACUCGUUCUCGAACACAGAAAGUCGCUCCUGAAGAUGACACCACAACACCUCAGACCCAGAGUGGCACUGUCCCCACCAAGCCCACUCGUGGCGGCAAGAAAGCGGCAGCGGUUCCUGCUGCUGCUCCAGCUGCUGACGCUCAAUCACAACCUGAACCUGUAGCAAAGCCCAAGAAAGUAGCCCGGGGCAAAAAGAGGACUGUGGCUGCUGCAGUAGCAUCAGACGAUACUGAAGAGGAUUCGCAGCCUUCGCAGAAGAAGACCAAAGCCUCCGCUCCUACAAUUAACACUGCCCCUAUUCAAAAGACCGCUGCUGUGAAGCAACAGAGCCCUGAGCUUGAGGAUGCUCAAGUUGCCAAGCCCGGUGUCAGAAUCCCCCUUGAUGAGAAUAUUGCGGGUGAACUUGUUCAGUACGAGGUCUAUAUUGACGAUGAUGGUGUUAUCUACGAUGCUUCGCUCAACCAGACUAAUGCCGGCCAUAACAACAACAAGUUCUAUCGCGUUCAGCUUCUUCGCAAUGUUGCUGGUACAUACAAGACCUGGACGCGCUGGGGUCGGGUUGGAGAUCGCGGCCAGAGUGCUAUCUUAGGCAAUGGAACUCUGCAGGAUGCACUUUCUAACUUCAACAAGAAGUUCAAGGACAAGUCUGGCUUGAACUGGGAAGACCGUAACGGACCACCCAAAGCCAAAAAAUACACAUUUGUUGAGCGCAGCUAUGCACCUGAUUCAGAUGACGAAGAGGAGUCAGAAUCCAAGAUCAAAGCUGGAGAUGAUGCAGAGAUUCCCGAGUCAAAGCUUGCACCUGCUGUCCAGGAGCUCAUGGAGCUCAUCUUCAAUCAACAGUAUUUUGCAAACGUUAUGUCAGCCAUGAAUUAUGAUGUUAAGAAACUUCCACUUGGAAAGCUUAGCAAGACUACAUUGACUCGUGGCUACCAGGCCCUCAAAGACCUAUCAGCGCUGUUGGACGACCCAUCUCUUGCAGCCAGUCAAUAUGGAACCUCAUAUAACCAGGCUACUGAGGAUUUGUCCAACUCUUUCUUCUCGCUCAUUCCACAUAUCUUCGGACGAUACAGCCUACCCGUCAUCCGAGAUCAGGACAUGCUCAAGCAGGAAAUAGGACUUCUUGAGAGCUUGUCUGACAUGAAGGAUGCUGACGCCAUUUUCAAGCAAGACAAGAACAAGAAGGAUACUGAGCGUCUCAACAUUCUAGAUCGCCAGUUCCAGGGCCUAGGAAUGGAGGAAAUGACACCCCUCAAGCACACCAGUACCGAGUUCCAACAGCUCAAGAACUACUUGUUGGAUACCCGAGGCUCAACGCACAACGCCAACUACCAGGUCGAUCAGAUCUUCCGCAUCGAGCGGCAAGGAGAGAAGAGCCGAUUCGACACCAGCCCAUUCGCGGGCCCACCUCGCGAUCGACGACUCUUGUGGCAUGGAUCACGAUGCACCAAUUUUGGUGGUAUCUUGUCCCAAGGUCUGCGUAUUGCUCCACCCGAGGCUCCGGUUUCCGGCUACAUGUUCGGCAAAGGUAUCUACCUGGCAGACAUGAGCUCGAAGUCAGCCAAUUACUGUUGCUCGUAUCAGACGAAUGGACAUGCGUUGUUGCUGCUUUGCGAAGCCGAGCUAGGGAAUCCCAUGCAAACUUUGACGAAUGCCUCCUACAAUGCUGGCGAUGAAGCCAAAGCCAAGGGCAUGCUCUCUACCUGGGGUCAAGGCAUGACUGGACCUAAGAAUUGGAAGGAUGCCGAGUGCGUUCACGAGUCACUGGAAGGCAUCAAAAUGCCCGACACGGCGGUCAAGCCUGGUAAUACUGGUGUUCCAAAUGCAUAUUUGCAAUACAACGAAUACAUUGCCUACGACGUAGCCCAGGUUCGCCUCCGGUAUUUGUUCCGUGUGCGCAUGUAGGACCUCGACGCGGCACUUUGACGAGACGAACCAAGAUCUCAGGGAGGGGGGUUAAGCUUAAUGUAUUCGAUACCCGGAUAUUCGUCCAGCUCAUAUUUAAGUCUUUUAUGUCGUCGGUUCGGUGCCAAAGAUGGGAUGUCAUGUCGGAAGCCAUUGGGCCAAAACUUUGCAUGGGGGAUGGAAUGAAGCUGGGAACUAUGAUUGCUUUCUAUAAGAUCGGGGAAUCAUGAUGGGACGAUGUGAUAGAGGAUGAGCUGUGACGGUUGACCUAGCUGUAUCUCCAACAAUGAAAUGAUUUUAUGAUACCGUAGUUGCCUUUCCGAGUGUCCUGAGACCCUGUGUAGCUAGCACGAUUGAAUGAGAAAUACAUUCGCUAAACCACUUAGUUAUGUAUGAAUACAUAGACUGCUUGAUCGUCACUUGGUAGA
This is a messenger RNA of Truncatella angustata, 2548 nucleotides long. Its product is annotated as poly polymerase catalytic domain-containing protein. NCBI's taxonomy places the organism in Eukaryota, Fungi, Ascomycota, Sordariomycetes, Amphisphaeriales, Sporocadaceae. Gene Ontology annotation, molecular function: NAD+ poly-ADP-ribosyltransferase activity. The transcript has a single exon. Bases 147 to 2120 code for a protein of 657 amino acids. The record is from RefSeq and is a predicted model, not a curated record.